AUGACCUUUUUCAAAAAUUCCAACCGCCAAUCUCGCCUUCUAUAUCGCUUCUCACAUUACUCAGUUUGCCCUUUAUAUCAUUUUUUCACUUCAACACUUCUUUCUCUUCUUUUUUAUUCGUCGUUAUCACCUUCUCUCUUCUUCUCUUUUCCUUCUUUUAUUUGCAUUUCACUAUUUAUGUUUCUGCUAUGCGAUGACGUCCCCUUCCCGUUAACAGCACUUCUUUUUACAUUAUACGGUGCCGUUUAUGUUUCACUUAGUAUCAAACGACCACCAUUUGCCUCUCUCCCAUGGACCAUUAAGCAUUGCUCCGUCAGCAUAAAUGAUGAUUCUCCAGCAAUUCCUGCAGCACAUUACUUGGGUAAGGUACAUUUGUCAUUUAUCACUUCUUACGCCUUUUCUAUCAUUUUUCCUCUCAUAUCAUCUUCUUUCCGCAUCAUAACUAUUUUCCAUAUUUUAUAUUUCGCCGUUGUCGCUUUCUAUCUUCUUCUCUACCUUCUUUUGUUUUCACUUCAAUGCUUGUCCCUUUCACGUUUUUAUCACUUUCUUCUCUACCAUAGGAUGUUAUUUAUGCUUCACUUCCUGUCAAUACCUCUCACUAAUAUUCACUUGUCUUUAUCCUUUUCUACUCGUUUCUCUUUAUCUUCUCCUACUUAUACUUCCAUGUUUAUCUCGAUGCCUUGCACUGACGUCCCUUCCACGUUAAUCUUGGUUUUGGAAAUUAAAUUUAUUUUUCCUCUUUGUCGUCGGCUUACAUUAAAUCGCAAAAGCAAUUUCUGA
This is a messenger RNA of Echinococcus granulosus, 780 nucleotides long. RefSeq lists its product as hypothetical. The transcript is spliced from 4 exons. NCBI's taxonomy places the organism in Eukaryota, Metazoa, Platyhelminthes, Cestoda, Cyclophyllidea, Taeniidae. The record is from RefSeq and is a predicted model, not a curated record. The coding region runs from base 1 to 780 and encodes 259 amino acids.